Messenger RNA from Cannabis sativa, 901 nucleotides. RefSeq names its product embryo-specific protein ATS3A. NCBI's taxonomy places the organism in Eukaryota, Viridiplantae, Streptophyta, Magnoliopsida, Rosales, Cannabaceae. Bases 104 to 700 code for a protein of 198 amino acids. The transcript has 2 exons. Gene Ontology annotation, molecular function: protein binding. The record is from RefSeq and is a predicted model, not a curated record.
AAUAUUAACUCUCUCUAUAUAUAUAAAUGAUACAACCACACAUACAAAUAUAGUAGUUAAUUAAUUAAUCGAUCGAUCAUAGAUCAGAAGGGGUACGUAAUUAAUGGAGAUGAAGAUAAGAGGACCAUUGAUCAUAAUUAAUGUCAUUUUGUUCAAUUAUUGUUUGGGUGUGUUUUUGUUUGCUUCACUUGGCACAGCUGAAAAAGUUAUCACCCCUCAAAACAAGAAAAAUUGCACGUAUACAGUUACGGUAGAAACAACAUGUACAAAAGGAGCUGAGACGAGAAGCCCCAUCAGCAUAAGAUUCGGCGACAAAAAUGGAAAUGAGGUUUUGAUUAAGCAUCUGAACAACAAACAUGUAAGAAAGGUUGACCCUUUGUACCCUGAUGUUCUUGAUGAUGUUCCUCGUACACCAUUUCAGGCUUGCAUGGUUGACCAGUUUAGAGUUCAGGGUCAAUGCCUUGACUACUCAUCAUCAUCAUCAUCACCUAUUUGUUAUUUGUAUCUUAAGUUGUCUGGCAAUGAUGAUUGGAGACCUGGGUUUGUACAAGUUAGGGCAUUAGGGUAUGUUAAUACUCAUGAUUCUCAUUUCUUUUACUUUCGAAGGUACUUACCUAGAAAGGUUUGGCAUGGUUUGGAUUUAUGUGAUAAUGAUGUCACUCCUUUUGGGAUUAAGCAUACAAGGAAAAUAUUUGUGUAGAAAAAUUAAUAUUCGAAUUAAUUAUAUGUAGAAAUAUUUGCAUUUGAAGUUAACCUCCAUACAUACAUAUAAAAUAAAGAGAUAUUAGCGGCUGAACUAUUCAUCAUUUUGUUACACAAACUUAUUUUUUAGAGCCAAACCCUCUAAAUUUAUUCUGUCUAAAUUUUUUUAUUAAAUGCGAAUAUAAAUAGCUAAUGUGUA